Molecule: messenger RNA, 1602 nt
Organism: Aspergillus sclerotioniger CBS 115572
Lineage: Eukaryota; Fungi; Ascomycota; Eurotiomycetes; Eurotiales; Aspergillaceae
Product: GABA permease
Exons: 5
Coding region: 1-1602 (533 amino acids)
Biological process (GO): transmembrane transport
Cellular component (GO): membrane
Molecular function (GO): transmembrane transporter activity
Source: RefSeq, a predicted model, not a curated record
AUGUCUUCCACACAGGGCACGCAGCAGGAUGCUGUAAAAGAUCAGGUGAUGACUGGCUUGCAGGCCAUGGAGAUCGAUGGAUCCAGCCAAGAGGGAGACGGGGUUAAUGGCACACGAAACGAUGUAACGGAUAUGGACCGCAUGGGAAAGGCCCAGCAGUUCAAGCGAAAUAUCCGUCCUUUGGCGGCUCUCAGUUUCUCUGCUGUCCUUCAGGCGACCUGGGAGUAUAUCAUGCUGUCAGACUAUGAAGGUCUGCAAGACGGCGGACUGGCGGGGAUGCUCUGGACCUACGUCUGGAGCUCGAUCGGAUUUGGAUUCAUCAUUGUCUCCUUGGCUGAAAUGGCCUCCAUGGCUCCCACAUCCGGAGGCCAGUAUCACUGGGUCUCGGAAUUCGCAUCUCCACGGUACCAGAAAUUCCUGAGCUACGUGACCGGCUGGAUGUCCGUGCUAGCAUGGCAGGCCGGCACCGCAUCUGGUUCCUUCUUGACAGGAACUGUCAUCCAAGGCCUGAUCAGUGUCCGAGACCCUAGCUAUAACCCCACGGGCUGGCAGGGAACGUUGUUCGUCUUUGCCAUGAUUCUAAUUGCAUUGUACUUCAACAUCUUUGGCUCGAACCUGAUGGCCCGCAUGCAGAAUCUGCUGCUCGCCACGCAUGUGUUCUGCUGGGUGGUCGUGGUGGUCACUCUCUGGGUGUUGGCACCGCUGCAAUCCGCCGAAGCGGUGUUUACCAAGUUCGAGAACUUUGGAGGAUGGUCAUCCAUGGGCCUGACUGUGAUGGUGGGCCAGCUUGCAGCCAUCUACGGCUGUCUCAGCUCGGAUGCGACCGCCCACAUGUCAGAGGAAAUCAAGGACGCCGGCCGAUAUGUGCCUAUUGCCAUCACCUGGUCCUACUUCGCCAACGCCAUCCUGGGAUUGGUCGUACUAAUCACGAUGCUCUUCGCGACGCCGUCCGUGGCGGACUCGUUGAGCGACGACACUGGCUUCCCGUUUAUCUACGUCUUCAAACAAGCCACCAACACGGCCGGCGUCAACGGCCUGACUGCCAUCAUUCUGAUCCCCGUCAUCCUUAGUAACAUUCUUUUCAACGCUUCCACAGCACGACAGACCUUCUCCUUUGCCCGAGACCGCGGACUACCGUUUUCGAGCUGGAUCGCCAAGGUCGAUGAGAAGCGCAAGCUUCCUGUUAACUCCAUCAUCUUGAGCUGCAUCAUCAGUGCGCUAUUGUCGCUGAUCAACAUUGGCUCCGAGACCGCCUUUAAUGCCAUCGUAUCCCUCAACGUGGCGGCGCUGAUGUUCUCGUACUCGAUUUCGAUGAGUUGUCUGAUUUGGCGCAAGAUCUGGCACCCACACACCCUGCCACCGGCUCGCUGGGGAUUAGGAAGGUAUGGACUGGCGGUGAAUAUCAUCGGCUGGCUUUAUGUUCUGUUUGCGCUGUUCUGGUCUUUCUGGCCCGAGUCCACCCCGGUCACGGCGGAUACGUUCAACUGGAGCGUGGUGAUCUUCAUGGCCGUGUUUUUGCUGAGUUUGGUGAUGUAUGUGGUCCAGGGAAGACAUCAGUAUGAUGGACCGGUGACGGAGGUGAAGCGGUGUGGAGAUUUGUAA